Guillardia theta CCMP2712 is the source of this 1080-nucleotide messenger RNA. RefSeq lists its product as hypothetical. Lineage: Eukaryota; Cryptophyceae; Pyrenomonadales; Geminigeraceae. The record is from RefSeq and is a predicted model, not a curated record. The coding region runs from base 1 to 1080 and encodes 359 amino acids. The transcript is spliced from 7 exons.
AUGGAGGUGGUCGGGAAAGGAUUGCGAUGGGCGGUCACGCGCGUAGCGCCCAUAGCGGAGAGAGUGACGAGCUCGAGCAUGGUCAAGCAGACCUCUCUGAUCGUCUCCUCUCUCCUCUUCUACCUGUCCAAGAUCCCCUUCCUUCUCCGAUGUAUCCUGGCGCAAAGACAUGACAGGGUCUUGAAGGACGUGCGAUACGGGGACAAGGAACGAAGAGUCCUUGACGUCUACCUCCCUCACAAUCGCACUGGCCUCGGGGAUUCUGUGGUUCUGUAUGUUCAUGGAGGAGCAUGGUACUCGGGCAAGAAACUCUACUUCGCGCAACAGCCCUCAAGAUCGUUGAAACACAGCACAGUAAUAGUCAUCAACUACACGUUACAUCCUGAAGGAAACUGCUCGGAGAUGGUGGACGAUGUUUGUAGAGCGAUAGCCUGGACCAAAACGUUCAUUAUGCAGAGGUCGAAGGAGCAAACUCCUCUCAUCCUCAUGGGUCACUCAGCAGGAGCUCAUUUGUGCGCCAUGGCGGUGGUGAGGCGAGCACUGAGCGAGGCGGGGCUGAGGGCUGAGGAAGGAAGCUUCCUCGGGUGGUCCUGCUCGGACUUGUCUGCUCUCGUCGGAUUGAGUGGAGUCUACCAUAUCUCGGAUCAUUUCGAGCACGAAGCGACGAGGGGAGUUUCGGAAGUGAGUCCGAUGUGCGGAAGGAAGAAGAAUCUCUUCACUACCGCAGGGUUGGCGGAUCCGGUCAUGGGAGCAGAUCGAUCGUUAUGGGACAACAACUCUCCAUCGAAGCUGGUGGAGGGUGACAAUCUUUUUAUCUCUCAGGAUCUCCGAGGAGAGGAAGGGUUGAGACUUUCCCGUUGCCUCCCUCCCGUCCUCCUCCUCCACGGCACCGACGAUGUUCCUGUCUCCUCCUCUUUCCGAUUCUUCUCAGCUCUCAAGCGCAUCCAGCACUCAUCGUGCAAGUUGAGGUACCUGGCAGGCUGCGAUCACGGGCUGGGGAUCUACGAGGAUACAGGUGGGGCCUCAAAGUUCUGGGCAGAAGUGAUCGCACAGGAUGUAUUGAUGGCGUCGAAGAGAUGA